Messenger RNA from Cornus florida, 780 nucleotides. RefSeq lists its product as uncharacterized. The record is from RefSeq and is a predicted model, not a curated record. The transcript has a single exon. NCBI's taxonomy places the organism in Eukaryota, Viridiplantae, Streptophyta, Magnoliopsida, Cornales, Cornaceae. The coding region runs from base 1 to 780 and encodes 259 amino acids.
AUGGAGGAAAAGCCAUGGGCCAAAUACUUGGCUGAAACCAUCAACUUUCUCGAGAAAACACUUUCCCGUCUAUCCUCGCACCCUCUAUUCUCAAGCAUUGUCACUCUCUGCACUUUAAUUCUCCUCUAUUUCCCUUCACAUUUCUUGCAAAUUGUUUUCUCCCCGGUUCUUAUAUCAACUGCAAUUCUUUUACUCACUCUUCUUCGGUUAGCCGCAUUCCAAAGGAUCCAAAAGGAAUUCAAUUCCAUCCAACCACAACAAACCCUUGAUUUAUUCCGGGGAGAUCACAAAUGGGUCGAAUCAUGCGAAACAAGUUCAGAAUUCAACACUGCGACGGGUUUGGGUUUGGGUUUCGAUUUGGAUCCAAACCCGUUUUACGCCGACUCGUUCGUUGAAUGGAACCUGAGAGCACCAUUGGAGGUCAUCUACGAAGAUUACGAAGGCGAAGAAGAUGAUGAAGAAAGAGAUGAUGUUUGGAAGGAGAAAGAAGAUACAUGUUUUAUGGGUAUAGAAAGAUAUAACUCGUUGUCGCUGUAUUACCCGGAAUCUGACACGGAUAGCUCGUCGGACGGCGGGUUUCCGGCGAUGGGAAGCUGGGAAUUGCCGGAGAGUAUGUGUUUCAGGUGGGACGAGGAGGACAGAGAUGGGUUGAUCGAGAUUCAAUUGGAUGGUAAGAGAACAAGUGGAGUGUUUCAUGUUGAAGAAGACAAUCUGAUCGAGAUUGACAUAUCACCGUCGAGAACUCCGGCGAGGAAUGGUCCAUUUGCAGGCAAGGGUUAG